Molecule: messenger RNA, 4499 nt
Organism: Sesamum indicum (sesame)
Lineage: Eukaryota; Viridiplantae; Streptophyta; Magnoliopsida; Lamiales; Pedaliaceae
Source: RefSeq, a predicted model, not a curated record
CUGUUAUGUUAAGAAGCCAGUUUGUGGCCUCGUGCAGGUGGCGGUUCCUGCGACAAGUAGUAGCGCACGGUUUUCACGUUGGAAACUCGGAAUGCUGAUGCACAUGGGACAUGGGUGGGUUUCACCUUUCUCCUUUAACUGAGAGAGAGAAUCCGGAAAGUGAUCCAAGAUGCUGAAGCUCCUUUCGUUUUCCCCCUGUUUUAUGAUGUGCGCUUUGUUGUUGAAUUGUGAAUGAAGAAUUAAUUGCUACUAUUUGAGACUAUUAUUUCUACCGUUAUAAGGUAGUUGGGUCAUUAGGUAAGUGGAAUCCCUCCCCCACAAAACCAGUGCUUGGGAAUCGGUGAAAGGCCUGGGCAUCUUAAAUUCUUGGUGGUCAAUUGCGCGGGCUGUAAAUCGAGGAUAGAGGAAAAGAAACCCGCUUCGCCUGUGCACAAUUAAUGGUAAGCAUGUCGAUACCAAAGGAGCCCGAGCAAGUAAUAAAACAAAGAGAUGGAUCCGUGCUCGGUAAGAAAACCAUUCUCAAGAGCGACCAUUUUCCUGGCUGCCACAACAAACGCUUGGUUCCCCAUAUUGACGGUGCCCCCAAUUACCGCAAGGCAAAUUCAUUGCCUGUUCAUGGUGUUGCUAUUCCAACUAUUGAUGGCAUCCGAAAUGUUCUCAAGCACAUUGGAGCUCACAUGAAUGGGGAGCAAAUUCGUGUACUUUGGAUAAACCUUCGUGAGGAACCGGUGGUUUACAUUAACAGUCGACCUUUUGUUCUGCGCGAUGUGGAGCAGCCCUUUUCUAAUCUUGAAUAUACGGGUAUUAACAGGGCUAGAUUAGAGCAAAUGGAAGAUAGACUGAAAGAAGAUGUCCUCAUGGAAGCUGCGAGAUAUGGAAAUAAAAUCCUUGUGACUGAUGAACUGCCAGAUGGUCAGAUGGUGGAUCAGUGGGAACCAGUUUCACAUGACUCCGUGAAAACACCACUACAGGUGUAUGAGGAAUUGACACAUCAGUACCUUGUUGACUAUGAACGUGUUCCUAUAACGGAUGAGAAGUCUCCUAAAGAGCAGGAUUUUGAUAUUCUGGUUCGUAAAAUUUCUCAAGCAAAUGUAAGGACAGAGAUUGUGUUUAAUUGCCAAAUGGGGCGUGGAAGAACAACUACAGGGAUGGUGAUUGCUACACUCAUUUAUAUUAACCGAAUUGGAGCUUCAGGUAUUCCACGAAGCAAUUCCAUGGGAAAAGUUUCUGAUUGCUGUUCUACUAUUACUCCCGAUUUACCAAAUACAGAGGAAUCUAUCCGUCGGGGAGAAUAUGCAGUCAUUAGAAGCCUUAUUAGAGUUCUAGAGGGUGGUGUUGAAGGCAAAAGACAGGUUGAUAAAGUCAUUGACAAAUGUGCCUCUAUGCAGAAUCUACGUGAAGCUAUUGCUUGUUAUCGAAGUAGUAUUUUGUGUCAAGCUGAUGAAAUGAAGAGGGAAGCAUCUCUUUCCUUUUUUGUGGAGUACUUGGAGAGAUAUUAUUUCCUUAUUUGCUUUGCAGUAUAUCUCCAUACAGAAAGAGAAGCUCUUCAUCCUAUAUCUCCUGGUAAAUGCAGUUUCACUGAGUGGAUGAGAGCUAGACCAGAGCUAUAUAGCAUACUGCGCAGAUUGCUGAGGAGAGACCCGAUGGGGGCGCUUGGUUAUGCCAAUCUGAAACCAGCUCUAGCAAAGAGUGCUGUAUCCGCUGAUGGUCGCCCUUUAGAGAUGAGUCAAGUUGCUGCUUUAAGGAAUGGAGAGGUUCUUGGUAGUCAAACAGUUCUUAAAAGUGACCACUGUCCUGGUUGUCAACAUCCUUCUUUACCAGAAAGACUGGAGGGUGCUCCUAACUUCCGUGAAAUUCCUGGAUUUCCAGUUUAUGGUGUUGCUAAUCCAACUAUUGAUGGAAUUCGUUCAGUCAUUCAAAGGAUUGGAAGCUCUAAAGGUGGCCGUCCAGUAUUCUGGCACAAUAUGAGAGAAGAACCUGUUGUUUACAUCAAUGGAAAACCAUUUGUUCUUCGUGAAGUUGAAAGGCCGUACAAAAAUAUGCUGGAAUACACGGGGAUUGAUUGUGAAAGAGUUGAGCGCAUGGAAGCUAGGCUGAAAGAUGAUAUUUUGCGAGAAGCUGAACGUUAUCAAGGUGCUAUAAUGGUUAUCCAUGAAACUGAUGAUGGACAAAUAUCGGAUGCUUGGGAACAUGUGAGCCUGCCAGCUGUUCAGACCCCUAGGGAGGUAUUUAGGUGCUUUGAAGAAGAUGGUUUCCCCAUCAAAUAUGCUCGUGUUCCAAUAACUGAUGGAAAAGCUCCCAAGGGUUCUGAUUUUGACACAUUGGCCAUGAAUAUUAUAUCUGCUUCCAAGGACACAGCUUUUGUUUUUAACUGCCAGAUGGGGAUUGGAAGGACAACAACAGGUACUGUUAUCGCUUGUCUUCUGAAACUCCGAAUCGACUAUGGGAGGCCUAUUAGAGUGUGUGUUGGUGACCCAUCACACAAAGAGCUGGGCUGUCACAGUGACAAUGAAAGUGAAAAUCAGCUUUCUUCAUCGAUGUGUAUUUCUGGAAAACAUAGGACCACAGAAGAUUCAGGUCGUUCAUUUGGGAUUAAUGACAUCUUAUUGCUGUGGAAGAUUACAAGAUUAUUUGAAUUCUAUAAUAGAUCGAUGUUCGGCAUUGCAGAAUAUACGCCAAGCUGUCUUGCAAUACAGACAGCUCUUUAAUCAGCAGCAUGUAGAGCCUAGAGAAAGGAGAGUAGCUUUAAACCGUGGUGCUGAGUAUUUGGAGCGUUAUUUCCGUUUAAUUGCUUUUGCAGCAUAUCUGGGAAGCGAAGAGUUUGACGGAUUUUGCGGACAGGGAAAGUCCAGAAUGACCUUUAAGAGUUGGUUACACCAGAGACCAGAGGUUCAAGCAAUGAAAUGGUCCAUCAGACUGAGGCCUGGCCGAUUCUUUACUGUCCCUGAGGAACUGAGAGCUCCACAUGAAUCUCAACAUGGAGAUGCUGUUAUGGAGGCAAUUGUGAAGGACCGUAAUGGUUCAGUUUUGGGGAAAGGUUCUAUUCUUAAGAUGUAUUUCUUUCCUGGUCAAAGAACUUCUAGCAACAUACAAAUUCAUGGCGCACCACAUGUCUACAAGGUUGAUGGAUACCCCGUGUAUAGCAUGGCAACCCCCACAAUUGCAGGUGCAAAAGAGAUGUUAGCCUAUUUAGGUGCCAAGCCCACAGCAGAAGGAAGUGAUCCUCAGAAAGUAGUUUUAACAGAUCUCCGGGAAGAGGCUGUUGUUUAUAUCAACAACACGCCUUUUGUUCUUAGGGAACUCAAUAAGCCUGUUGAUACUCUGAAGCACAUAGGAAUCACUGGUCCUGUGGUGGAACACAUGGAGGCACGUUUGAAAGAAGAUAUAAUUUCAGAGAUUAGACAAUCUGGUGGUAGAAUGCUUUUACACCGUGAAGAAUAUAAUCCUGCAUUACAACAGGCUAGUGUCGUAGGGUACUGGGAGAAUAUCUUUGUAGAUGAUAUUAAGACUCCUGCAGAGGUGUAUGCAGCUCUGAAGCAUGAAGGCUACAAUAUAGCAUAUAAGAGGACCCCGUUAACUAGAGAGAGAGAAGCCCUAGCUUCAGAUGUUGAUUCAAUCCAAUACUGUAAGGAGGACUCUGCAGGAUCUUAUCUUUUUGUAUCACACACAGGAUUCGGAGGGGUUGCUUAUGCUAUGGCUAUAAUUUGUAUAAAACUUGAAGCAGAGGCAGCAUUAACUUCACGUGUCUCACGAUAUAUUGCAAGUCCAUGUUCGUCUAAUUCGCAGGAAGAAUUUUCCAAUUCUGAUGAGGAAGCACGCAAAAUGGGGGAUUACAGGGACAUACUAAGCCUAAUUAGAGUUCUUGUUCAAGGUCCUGAGAGCAAAGCAGAUGUUGACUCGGUUAUAGAUAAGUGUUCUGGGGCUGGACAUUUGAGAGAUGACAUUCUAUACUACAGCAAGGAACUUGAAAAGCUGUCUAAUGAUAGCGAUGAACACCGAGCAUACCUUGUGGAUAUGGGCAUUAAGGCUUUAAGGCGAUACUUCUUCCUGAUAGCAUUUAGAUCCUAUCUGUACAGCACUUCAGCAAAUGAGAUGAAAUUCACUGCUUGGAUGGAUGCAAGGCCUGAACUCGGCCAUCUUUGUAAUAACCUUAGAAUCGACAGGUGACUGGAUAAAAUGUAGAACCAAUGUGAUGUACAGGUGUCAAUCUUUCAUCUUCAAUAAGUAAUGAGAAAUCGAGAAAUGAACAAUGCAUCUACUGAAAUGAAAGUGGUCUAACAUGACCUGGUGUACUGUACUGGUUCAUUUGAAGAUUCCGUGUUCAGGAAUCUGACUUAGUGAGAUUUGGUAUCAGGGUAUGGAAGAUUUAUUAUUCUUGAUGCGUCUUGUAAAAUAUAAACAUCAAUGCCUGUUUUGUGCCUGGAUACCGACACAAAGACUAAAUGACCCUGCCCCUUUUUUCGGAGCAUGAAAUGCAAUUAAGUGAAUAAUGUUUAUUA